Messenger RNA from Caenorhabditis remanei, 894 nucleotides. RefSeq lists its product as uncharacterized. The transcript has a single exon. The record is from RefSeq and is a predicted model, not a curated record. Bases 1 to 894 code for a protein of 297 amino acids. NCBI's taxonomy places the organism in Eukaryota, Metazoa, Nematoda, Chromadorea, Rhabditida, Rhabditidae.
AUGGUCAAAUCGUUAGGCAUCAACGCACUGAAGUCAGAUGUUUACCUCUGUGAACAACGGAUCUCAAUGACCACACAUUUCCUGGAUACUGUAACCGUCACGUUACGAUUUGUUGUGCAUCCAGGCCCCGAUCAAAAUGAGCGCUUGAGAAAUACAGCGACAAUCAACUGUAUCCGACUGUCCAGCAAUUCCACUUCUGAUCACUAUUUAUGGUGGAAUCCGGAAUUGGGAAUGAAGGAAAUGGUCAAUCAUGUCAAUGAUAUAUUUGGGUGUGUCAACACUUGCGAAGUACAGUUUCGGGAUAGGGAAGAAGAAUACGAUACGAAAAUUCUACGAGAUACACUACCGGAAGGUACUGGGCUCUUCAUUAGUCGACUCUGCUCAAGUGCAUUCACUCAGAAAAUAUUGGAGCAUUUCUUAUCGUCUUCUAGAAGAGUCACACUUCAAUGUGAAUCUCUAACCGAUAUUCAACACGUGGCAAUUCAAAAUUUGGAUAUACUACGCUUAAGAUCACAACAGAUUCCGAUGACACUGGAUGAUUUUCUGAUGUGUAAUGCUUCUUAUAUCUGCACAGGACGCCAGACACUCUCAUCUAAAGAUAUCAAUCGAUUCCUUAAGCACUGGAUUACCGGAUCCAAUUCCAGACUCAAAUAUAUCAAUUUUGGAAUGGAAAACCCUGAUGUGACCUUGAUUCUGAAAAACAUACCGUAUCAAUCUGUGCCGGAAGAAGUCGAGAGAACACUAGACUGGAAUAUCACUACAUACAGUUGGCGAAGCACGUACCGGUAUUUUCACCAGACAAUGACUGGAGGAUGGGAUAUUCGGAAUAAGGAUGGGACUAAUGCUACAGUAACUGCAGUUCAGAGGAAUGUGGAGCUUGUUGUGUGGGAUUAA